This is a messenger RNA of Knipowitschia caucasica, 576 nucleotides long. Lineage: Eukaryota; Metazoa; Chordata; Actinopteri; Gobiiformes; Gobiidae. The record is from the annotation of a GenBank genome assembly.
AUGGCUCGCCCCUCCCACGCCCUGCCCCUGUUCCCUGGAGCGGCCCGGGACCCCCUGGACGCUCCGGAGGACCUUCUCCCUGACUACUCGUCAGACGAGGAGGACGCAGGCUUGGACGAGGCUUCUGAUGAAGAGGAUGAAGAGGAAGAGGAGGAGGAGGAAGACUGGGACGACGCAGACUCUGGGUACGACAGUCUCUCCGAGGAGGACGUCAGCGAAGAGGAAGACGAGGACACAGAGGGUGAAGAGGACGACCAGCGUCUUCCUCCAGAGGACUUCUGGGACGACCUGCCCCCGUGGGCCCCUCCUGCUCCAGCUGUGGGGGUUCCUCAGCAGCGAGCAGCGAGCCCUUCUCCUGCGCCCUGUCCCGUCUUUGAAGAGGAGCGUCGUCCAGGGAGGUCCAGGCGCCACAGGGAUGAAGAUGAAGAGGAAGAGCCCAUCUCCAAGAGGUCACGCUUCUCCUACUCUGAGGACAUCGAGGAGGAGCCCACCCCCUCCACCUCUGCUGGGACGUCCGGGGGCUUCGUCCGCUUCUUCCAGCAGCUCCACCCGCUCCAAGACUCUGACGAGGACUGA